Apiotrichum porosum is the source of this 1416-nucleotide messenger RNA. RefSeq lists its product as uncharacterized. The transcript is spliced from 2 exons. The record is from RefSeq and is a predicted model, not a curated record. The coding region runs from base 1 to 1416 and encodes 471 amino acids. Lineage: Eukaryota; Fungi; Basidiomycota; Tremellomycetes; Trichosporonales; Trichosporonaceae. Gene Ontology annotation, molecular function: pyridoxal phosphate binding; transaminase activity. Gene Ontology annotation, cellular component: cytosol.
AUGAGCUCCCUCGUUCGCCGCCUGGGCAGGAGAGGUCCCCUCACCCACGUCCGCGCGCUCCACGCCUCGACCUCAACAGCGACUCCUGCGUCGUCAAAGCAAGCGACCGCCCAGCUGUAUUCGUCCGGCCGCCAGCCCAUUGCACUUUCAUCCGCAGGCAUCACAUUCACUCUGGAGGAUGGCCGCAAGGUUCUUGACGGAAUGAGCGGCGGCGCAGCCGUCCAAUGCCUGGGAUCGACCAACCCCGACGUGGUCGCGGUCAUGGCCAAGCAGGCCGCUCAGCUUCCCUACGCCUGGCACCAGUCGCUGGGCAACGCGCCUGGCGAGGACCUCGCGGCGUGGCUCACUGCUCGGUCGGAUGGCGCGCUCGUCGCUGCGGCAUUCCUCAACUCUGGAUCCGAGGCUAUUGACACUGCCAUCAAGAUUGUGAGGCAGUACUGGCUUGAAGAGGGCCAGCCGCAGCGCGAGUACAUCAUCGCUCGCAACCCCAGCUACCACGGCAACACCCUUGCCGGCCUUGGCAUUGGCAAUGUCGCUUCUCGCCGUGGGCUCUACGCACCAUACAUCCCCGAUACGUUCCAGCACGUCACGACACCACAGCUCAAGCGCUCAGGCGAGAGCGAGGAGGCAUACGUUGCCCAGCUCGCCAAGGAGCUCGACGACAAGAUCACCGCGUUGGGUCCCCAGAACGUCGCCGCAUUCCUUGCCGAGCCCGUUGUCGGCUCGUCUGUUGGCGUCAUGCCCCCUCCAAAGGGCUACUUCCCAGCCAUGGCCGCCGUAUGCAAGAAGCACAACAUCCUCUUUGUCAUGGACGAGGUCAUGUGCGGAACUGGCCGCUCGGGCACCUUGUUCGCGUACCAGAGCGUGUGCGAGGGUGUCCAACCCGACAUUCUCACCAUGGCAAAGGGCCUUGGCGGCGGCUACGUGACCAUCUCGGGCGUCCUCGUCGGCCCCCGCGUAGCCGACAAGAUUAUCGCCGCGGGCCAGUGGAAGUCGUCGCAGACGUACCAGAACCACCCUAUCAACUGUGCGGUCGCCCUCUCGGUCGUGAACAAGAUCGAGCGUCUUCUCCCCAACGUGCAGGCGCGCGGCAAGCAGUGUGUCGCCGAGCUGCAGGAGGCGUUCAAGGACGAGCCUGCAGUCUACGACGUCCGCGGACAAGGUCUGUUCAUUGGCGUCGAGUUUGAUGUCCCAAGUGAUCUCAGCCCUCGGUUCGCGACCCGUGUCAAGAACAGGUGUUUCGACAACGGCCUCCUCUCCCUAGCGGUGAGCGGCGGUGUUGACGGGACCCAAGGCGAGGCUAUCGUUCUGGCACCCGCCUACAAUGCUAAAGAGGCCGAGAUUUCGACGAUGGUGGAGAUUCUGGUCAAGUCGGUCAAGGAGUGUCUGGCAGAGUUGAAGAAGGAAACUGCAUAA